AACAACUAUAAAAUGGAACUCUGAAGAACUCUUCUCGUCAAAUAAACCCAAGCUCCAAAUAACUACUUCCUCUCCGCUUUGAUUAAAGCUUGUUUUGCAAGAAUAUGGAAGUGGAUCAUGAAGGUUGCAAGACACCGAGGCGCCGUGAGAGUCGAAUACCGGCAGCGUUGGCGUGUCCUCCGGCGCCGAGGAAGAAACCGGUUUUUUCUAAGGAAAGGAGCCCGCCGAAGGACGGGUAUUUUCAGCCGCCUGAUCUUGAAGCUCUCUUCAUGAUUGCACCAAGAAGGGAGGCCUGUGCUUAAUUAAUUAGCUGGGUCCUGAUGGUUAAGGUUGGCCUAUAAUUUUGUUCUGGUAUAUUAUAUAAGAUUUAUAAAUUUUAUUGUUCUUUUUAGGCCAUGCAAUGCAUUUUUGUUUCUCGAAGUAGAGUUCUUCAAAAAUGGUAGCUACUGUUGUAGAUAUGGUUUUAAUGGAGACUGUAAUUUUCCAGUACUAAUGUCUUAAUUAUAUUUUCUUUUGUUGUUUCUA
Hevea brasiliensis (rubber tree) is the source of this 525-nucleotide messenger RNA. RefSeq names its product cyclin-dependent protein kinase inhibitor SMR4. Lineage: Eukaryota; Viridiplantae; Streptophyta; Magnoliopsida; Malpighiales; Euphorbiaceae. The coding region runs from base 105 to 302 and encodes 65 amino acids. The transcript has a single exon. The record is from RefSeq and is a predicted model, not a curated record. Gene Ontology annotation, biological process: regulation of DNA endoreduplication.